UUCUCAGAAAGGAAGAGCAGGGCAACUGUGAAAAUCACACAGAGGAGAUAGGAACGAAGCGCCUUGGUUGUAAUUAAACCUUUAUUACUACGAUUCGCCAUAAUUGUCGAGGCAAAUCUUGGGUUAGUUAAAGAGCCAGCGGCCCGGGCCUCAGUCCGCGGUCUUGAGUUGAACAGUCGUCCCACACCAGAGCGACUGAGUCGGUGUGAUCAGCAGAGCCCGAGCGCUCAUAAUGGGCGACAGCAGAGAUUCCCGAAGUCCAGACAGCUCGUCCGUGUCUUCACCACCAUCAGGCCAGCAUUCACCACCACUGGCUCCAUCAGCCGCCGCCAUGACUUCUCUGCCACCUAUCACAUCUGCGGUGAACAGUCCCAUCAGCAGCAUGGGUUCUCCCUUCUCAGUCAUCAGCUCCUCUCUGGGUUCUCCCUGCCUACCUGGAACACCUUCAGUGGGCUAUGGCCCCAUCAGCAGCCCACAGAUGAGCAUGUUUCCCAGAAAUAUGGAGAUCAAUUCAACCGUGUCCAUGUCAGGCCUGCACGCUGUCAGCAGCUCUGAUGAUGUGAAGCCGCCCUAUGGUUUGAAACCACAUUCCGGCCACAGCCCCGGACCCAUGGUUUCACAGAAACGCUUGUGUGCCAUUUGUGGUGACCGCUCUUCUGGUAAGCACUAUGGAGUUUACAGCUGCGAAGGCUGCAAGGGCUUUUUCAAGCGCACCGUGAGGAAGGACCUAAGCUACACAUGCAGGGACAACAAAGACUGUCUGGUUGACAAACGUCAGAGGAACCGCUGCCAGUACUGCCGCUACCAGAAGUGCCUGGCAAUGGGGAUGAAGCGAGAGGUGGUCCAAGAUGAACGACAGCGAUCCGUUCAGGAAGAGCGUCAAAGGAACAAGGAGCGAGAAGGCGAGGUGGAGUCCACCAGCGCCGCCAACGAAGAAAUGCCUGUGGAGAAGAUUUUGGAGGCAGAAAUGGCAGUGGAGCAGAAGACAGAGCUGCAUGCGGACGGCAGCUCUGGGGGCAGUUCUCCAAAUGACCCGGUCACUAAUAUCUGCCAGGCUGCUGAUAAACAGCUAUUUACUCUGGUUGAAUGGGCGAAACGGAUCCCUCACUUCAGUGAACUUUCUCUGGAUGACCAGGUCAUCCUCCUGCGAGCUGGCUGGAAUGAGCUCCUGAUCGCUUCAUUCUCUCAUCGCUCCAUCACGGUGAAGGAUGGCAUUCUGUUGGCCACCGGCCUCCACGUGCACAGGAACAGUGCUCACAGCGCUGGAGUGGGGGCCAUCUUUGACAGGGAGAGUGCGCACAAUGCAGAGGUUGGGGCCAUAUUCGACAGGGUGCUAACGGAGCUGGUGAGCAAGAUGAGGGACAUGCAGAUGGACAAAACAGAGUUGGGAUGUUUGAGAGCCAUCAUCCUCUUCAACCCAGAUGCAAAGGGUUUGUCAAGCCCAAGUGAGGUGGAGUUGCUGAGAGAGAAAGUCUAUGCAUCGCUGGAGGCUUACUGUAAACAGAGAUAUCCUGACCAGCAGGGCAGAUUUGCUAAGCUCCUCCUCCGGCUGCCAGCGCUGCGUUCCAUUGGCUUGAAGUGUCUGGAGCACCUGUUCUUUUUCAAACUGAUCGGCGACACCCCAAUCGACACCUUCUUAAUGGAGAUGCUUGAAGCCCCUCACCAACUGACCUAAUCUGGACCGUCUCGAUCCAGUUCAAUCCGGUUUGCACCAGGGUAUCGCAGUCCCUCCUGGACUCUGGGGCUUUACUGUGUCUCACUUUUCAUUAUCACCUUUCCCAUUUCUCCCGAGUCCCCACUGCACCUUCAAACCAGUACAGCUCUGAAAAAAAGACUUCAGCUGUCCAAAAAAAUCUUGUUUUCCAUGUUCACGUUUUACAGAGAGAUGUUAUUUUUCAAAUCUUAGUCAUCGGUUUUAAGACUUCAGCUUCCAGUUUUAAAACAAUUGAUUUUACAGAUCCCUGUGUGUCGUGUUGGUCUGUAUGUUACUUUUGAAUGCACAAACUGUACUUUGUUUCGUUUUUCACCACAGUUAGCUUGCCAGCUGAACACAGUGCAUUUGUGACUGGGGCAAGAAAAUGUACACAGCGAGCCCUUUGGCUGGUACGAAUCGAGUCAUGGCAGACCCCUGCCGUUUUAGUCCCAGAAUGCAAUGUGACUGUGGAACACUGCUAACAUGCUAUCUUUGGGCUUUAAUCUUGAAACCAUCCUUUGUACUGUACUCAUGAAAUGAGUUGUUUAAAAUGGCAUUGAAAUGAAUGGCUUGCUGCAUCUGGCCCAUAUGAAAUGCAGGCAUAGUUUUACAUUUGUGAAUAAUGUAUGCAGGUUUUUAACGGUGGCGCAAGGAUUUUGAUCCGAAGAGAGCCUAAAGGCACAGAGUCUUGCAGGAGAAUCCUGCUAUGUUUGCGGCAAUAGGAGGGUUGACCUUGUUUUUUGUUCUUUGUUUUUCUUCCUGAUGGGAAAUAGGAUGUUAAGAGAUGUCGGUACCUUCUAGAGCACCUUGUACCUUCUGCCAUCUCCACAGAUCUCACAAUCCCAUUCAUCCACUUAAUAUUUUCUUUAAUUCCUCAAUGGGGAAUUAAAUCCACACCACCAUCCCCAAACAAUUCAGAUAUUUAUAAAGUGUAUGUGCUGUUAUGUACAGUAUGUCUAACCACUCUUGUCCUUGCAGCAGCAGGCCACUUUGUUUUGUGUGUAUUCACCAGGGAUGAAAUCGACUUGUAAGCAGACUCCUUUGUAAUGAGCCGGUACUAACAAUGGCAUAACAAACAGAUUCAGAGGUAGAAUUUUGUGAAAAGGACCUUUUACAUUCCAUCGCACAGGUCACUUCCGUCAAAGCAUAUAAACGAUCCCUUCAGCUCACUAGUGUGCUUUUUCAAACGCAUCUUGUCUUGUUCAAGAGGGUCUGAGGGCCACUAGCGAACGUUAGAAUUCACCUUCUGGUCGUAAAACCACCAUCCAUUACAAUCUCUAUGCAUUUAUGGAAUGAGGACGGUAGUAAAGUCUGGGAAAGGAGCUAAACGUGCUGUCAAGAGUCUCGAAAACAUUUCUGGCCAUUCACAAUGCCCUAGUAUUGAUAGUGGACACUAUAAGAAUUUUUACAGCUUGUUUUUUGGGGCUCUGACCAAAAUUGACCGAUGUCAGUCAUUUUAAUUAUUGACUGAAUCAAAAACUGACUGUGUUUGAAGAUUUUAUAGACAAUACUAGCAAGUGAUCUCAUCUGUUCUGGUGCUGAUAACACCGAUAUAAACUUACACACCAGUGCAUGACACGCACCAAUGAUCAAAAUAUGCAAUUCUUCAGAUAAGCUUGAAUUUAAUAAACCGUCUUCGGCGUAAUGUUUUAAAUUGUUGAUCUACAUGCAGAGCUCUUGUAAAACGGUUGUAUACAUUAAUCAGGUGCUUAAUUUACUAAGAAAAUCAUAUGCAGAAUUCUGAGAAACAGAUAUGUGCUAUAGCCACAUAGUUCUUAGUUUAAUUUAGAGGUGGUUCGCACGGGGUUUUCAAGAACUGUGAUGUUUGCCACAAUACAUGCUUGCCAUUGACAUGUGACCGAAUCCAGACUUCCGAUUAAAGCUUUGUUCCUUUAUAACAGUUGUUUAAUCUUGCCGUCCCUUUUGAAACCACUUUCUAUUCGACACGUGGUAGGAGGGAUCUCGCAGUUUUUACAAUGUGAAUCUUGUCUGUACUCCAAGCAGUUAAGAUUUCUCAGACAUGUGUCGGUUGCAUGUUUUUUUUCAUUAAUGCAGAAUUGAUGAUGGUGGCGAUGGUCUGCUCAGUAACUGCACGGAUGGCAGUUUUGAUAUGCAGUGUUUGCAGUUUUCAUAUGGCCUGCUGGAGUUGCUAGUCAGUCUGCGUGUUGCGUCAUUGUAAAAGAUUGGUAUCAUGAGAUGUUUAGAUACUUCACAGAUCUGUAAGGGUUUUCGUUAAAUGGAAUGCAAUGUACCCAUCUCCGUUACUUGAUUGCAGUUCAUCAUAUUGCUCUUUGAUUUACUACAAUAAAACUGAAAUAAUAGUGAAAUUUGGCCACCCCUCCGUCUUUUAGGGUCCACGCCUCCCUUUUAUUACUUGAUAUAAUCAUGUAUGUUAAAGCCUUCUCCAUUGGUUUUGUGAAAUGAGUAAUACAACUCUUACACAGACUUGUCACUUUUCACCUGAAAUGAUACAUCACUGCCAAACAGGUGUGAGGCGAGUCGUCUUAUGGGUGUUCCCUAACCCCCAGUGGUUGACUGUGUACUGUGAUGAUCACUAAAUAGAGCCCAUUUUUUAUCUAUUUAUAUAAACUUGAGCAGAUUGGACACGUUUAAAAUCUUGAGGGUUCUGUUAGUGCUUUUUUCUUAGGCCAUGGUGCUGCAAUUUUUGUCAGGUGUGAAAAGCCCUCCUGUUUGUGUAUCUGAAAUAUGCACAGUGCAAACUUGAAUUAAUCUCUGCCUGAGAAUGAAGUGGUCAUGCACGUUACCAUCUUCAUUGUGGCUUAUCGGUGAAUGUUUGUUUCUUUAAGGAAAGACAUGCAUUAGACGCACGUGUGACGUGGAGGUAUUUGCAAAGGUGAAGUGGUUCACACGAAAUCUUUUAAGAACAGGUUCACGUCACAUUUUUUUACAAAUUCAAAAGAGAAACUGAAUAAAUAUGUUACUUUGAAAAAAUUGACAAUUAUCAUUACUUUAAUGACUAAAGCAGAGAAUAGCUCAUGUGGAAUAAGUUAUUUAAUGUACUUAAUGUGUUUGUGAUGGAAUAAUGUCACAAUGCAAGAACAAGCCGCCUUAAUGGUAUCAAAAUGUCUUUAUUCAGAUUGUUUUCUUUUAAUUUUGUUGUGAAAUUUGAUCUGAACACAUGUUCAUUUAAUUCAGUGAGGUGUUGGAUGAAUUUACAGAUGAAUGGGAGGUGUUUUUUAUUCAUUGGGGUUUCGAUGAAGAUGGUGACUGUUUAAUGUGAGCUUAAGAGACUCCAAAUUAACUCCCACCAAAAGAAAAUGUUUUUCUUCUCACUAUGUUUUCAAACUGAUGUUUUCAUGCUUUACAUCUGUGUAUUCUGAUGUAUUAGUGCAAGAACUAUUUUUGGGGGUCUUUUUCCCCCACGCCCUUCUCUCUACCUUUUGUGACUGUUUUCUAAUCUGUCCGGCAAUCGUGGAAGUAAUUGACUGUACUGAGUGUGGAGAAAGAAGAAAGUCGGUUUUCUUUUUGCUUUGUCAUUAAAUUCAGAAUCUGUUUUUGUUUGAUGUACCAUGUGUAAGUAAAGGUUUUAUUACAGCA
Triplophysa dalaica is the source of this 5251-nucleotide messenger RNA. RefSeq names its product retinoid x receptor, beta a (gene rxrba). Gene Ontology annotation, biological process: retinoic acid receptor signaling pathway; response to retinoic acid; cell differentiation. The transcript is spliced from 14 exons. Bases 233 to 1675 code for a protein of 480 amino acids. NCBI's taxonomy places the organism in Eukaryota, Metazoa, Chordata, Actinopteri, Cypriniformes, Nemacheilidae. Gene Ontology annotation, molecular function: zinc ion binding; nuclear steroid receptor activity; retinoic acid-responsive element binding. The record is from RefSeq and is a predicted model, not a curated record. Gene Ontology annotation, cellular component: nucleus; RNA polymerase II transcription regulator complex.